Messenger RNA from Schistocerca cancellata (South American locust), 1964 nucleotides. RefSeq names its product E3 ubiquitin-protein ligase NRDP1 (gene elgi). Bases 227 to 1174 code for a protein of 315 amino acids. The record is from RefSeq and is a predicted model, not a curated record. Gene Ontology annotation, molecular function: metal ion binding; ubiquitin protein ligase activity. Gene Ontology annotation, biological process: tumor necrosis factor-mediated signaling pathway; positive regulation of JNK cascade; protein K63-linked ubiquitination. NCBI's taxonomy places the organism in Eukaryota, Metazoa, Arthropoda, Insecta, Orthoptera, Acrididae. The transcript has 6 exons. Gene Ontology annotation, cellular component: plasma membrane signaling receptor complex.
CAGUAGAAGUUUUGUACUGAAUGAUGUUUGGUAACAACAUGUAGCUAGUGUCAGUGGGUCUUGCGUGGUUUGGAGUCGAUGUGUUCAUGUAUUCAGUUUCACAGUUUGCAAGAUUAAACGGAACUCAGAUUCAUUCACCCACACUUAUAGGAGGCAUAGUGUUUUCCUCCCGUUAUUCACCUUGACACCAGCAGCAGCUGUUUCAAAAAAUCAACAUUGUUGAGGAAUGGGAUUUGAGGUAAACAGAUUUCAGGGUGAAGUCGAUGAGGAAUUAGUUUGCCCAAUAUGCUCAGGUGUUCUUGAGGAUCCUCUGCAGGCCCCCAUAUGUGAGCAUGCAUUUUGUCGUGAAUGUAUUCAGGAAUGGAUAUCAAGACAACCAACAUGCCCAGUUGACCGACAGAAUAUCACUUCAGCACAGCUGAGGCCUGUGCCACGUAUUUUAAGAAACUUGCUCUCCAGGUUAUAUAUAACAUGUGAUAAUGCAAGCUAUGGCUGCACAUCAGUAAUGAAACUGGACUCUUUAUCAUCACAUUUGGAAGAAUGUGAACAUAAUCCAAAACGACCAGUAACAUGUGAACAAGGCUGUGGCCUGGUAAUUCCUAAGGAUGAAUUAAAGGAGCACAACUGUGUGAGAGAACUGCGUGCAUUGAUCCACUCACAGCAGCAAAAAAUGACUGAUUUCCAGCAAGAGAUGGCUGAGCAACGUUUCCAGAUAAAUGAACAAAAGCGUGAACUGCAGUUACUAAAGGAUUUUAUGCGAGCAAUGCGUAUAUCCAAUCCAGCAAUGAGAGCUAUAGCAGACCAAAUGGAAAGAGAUGAAGUGUUGAGGUGGUCCAAUUCCUUGACAAGAGCAAGAGUAACUAGAUGGGGUGGAAUGAUUUCAACCCCUGAUGAUGUUUUGCAGGCAAUGAUAAAACGAACGUUGUCAGAGUCAGGCUGUCCACCCCAUAUUGUGGAUGAUUUAAUGGAAAAUGCACAUGAACGGCGCUGGCCACCUGGACUGUGUUCUCUGGAAACUAGGCAAAAUAAUCGUCGCCAAUAUGAACAGUACGUGUGUAAGAGGGUGCCAGGAAAGCAAGCUGUAGUAGUUUUGCUGUGUGACAAUACCCAUAUGAGUGAUGACAUGAUGGUUGACCCUGGACUUGUUAUGAUUUUUGCUCAUGGAAUUGAGUGAAAAAACAUGAAAAUCCAUGUGAUUUAACUAAACCUCAAAGUGUUUUAAAUGCUUGGUUAAUUCAGCAUUGUGUUGUACACUGACUACCAGAAUUAAGGAAAUUCUGUUCUUACAACUUAACAUUUUCUACCAUUUUUGUACCUUUCCUUUUCCUUUCUGUAUAGUAUUUCCCUGUCUAGUCUUCCUGUCCUUUCUUGUCCUGACAAAGUCGGUGCUAUCUCAGUAAUCAUAAAAACAUUGUAAUGGAAUUGUUUCAUUUCUGUAACAUUACUGUACAUUUGUCCAUCACCACUUGUUCAGAAUACUCACAGUCUGUGUCAGUAAUGCAUGAUGAUUUUAGGUGCACCAUUGUUCUUUCCAACAUAUUGCAAACAUUGGAAGUUAAAAAUUCCUUUAUGUUAUCCCUGCAAUGAUCUUGUUAGAAAUAUUUAAAAUCUGCAGCAACAUCAAAUUCAGUGGUAUGGCCAUUUGUAACAAAUUUGGUGUUAUCAGCUGUGUCUGCUUUUGAAAACUAUUUUGUUUUGUCUGUUCUCUUUGGCUACUUUUUUCCCCCACUCACACUUUCAACAUCUUUUACUUCACAAUAUUGCAAUUCACUGCUUGUAUGUAAUUUCUCUUCUUCUUCUCCACAGCGUUUUCUAACCAUGUGUUCUAAUGAGUCAUUUCUUUCAGAGUAGUAGUGGCCAAGUUAAAUUAAGAAGCUGACAGGCAGAUGGAAAAGGUACAUGUUGCUACUGCUAUCUCCCAGCACUGAGAUCUGACUAAAGUGAACAGUGAUGUUCACUGGAUG